UUGUUGAGAUUUACGAAAAAAAGCUUUUAAUGCAUUCUUUCUUAUCUCCCAUCUCAUCACUACUUUUCCUCCUUUUGUCUCUGUCUUUUCUCGCCCCAUUCUCUCACCCUUCUCCUGGUCCUUGUGGAAGGAGGAGGAGGAGGAGGCACCAUCCAGGGGAGGAUGAGAGAAGCACAAGAAGAUAGCGUGCCUGCGAUAGGAAGAGUGGAGCUCAGACAAGGGACAUACAAGUACACACCAUGGACUGAGUGGAGACACCAAGGGGAUAGAAGAAGAAGGAGAAGAAGAGGGAGAAGAAGAAGAAGAAGGAGAAGGGGGUGUUUAGUAAGAAACCACUGACAGGAAAGAGACGCACGUGUAACGGAGAAGAACACGGUAGGACUUUUCUGUAAUUAGCGAAAGUGAAAUAAGACAAAUACAUCAUGGACUGUGGCUAAAGCAGACACACCCCAGGAUUGUCACUCAGGGAAGAACAAGACAUACCCAACAGAGACCCGACAAGUCCCAAAAAGAGUUUGUCUCUGCACAUAUUGAACAUUACUGCCUCAUCUUUCAUUCUCCCCAGUCCCAUCACUGCUUCCCCUUAGCUUGUCACCCUCUAAUGUCCCCACCUAUACAUUCCAACUCUUCUUUUUUCUCAAUGAUCUCUCCUUGGCCUCCAACCUCUCCUUCCUAUACCACCGCACCAUCUCGUUCCACAUCAUCUACCCCACUCCUUCCAGCCCUCUCUAUGGCAAUAGGAGCAUUAUCCAAUGCUCUUGGUCUCUGGAUCCUUGCUCGGGCAUAUUCCCACUCUCGACGCCUCCGACGUUCCAGAGCUCAGUUCCUCCUCUUGGCCUCAGGUCUUUUAUUGACAGACUUGGCUGGACAUGUCAUCGCAGGAUCCUUCGUUCUAUGGCUCUAUUCCCAUGGAGGAAUAUCAAUGGCUGGAUGUCAGUUUCUCGGAUGCUGUAUGGUGUUCUUUGGCCUUUCUCCACUUUUUCUUGGCCUUCUCAUGGCAUGUGAACGUUGCCUAGGACUUACAAGACCUCUCUGGCAUUCUAUUAUGGUUACUCACAACCGAGCACGGAUAAGCUUGGCCUUGACCUGGGCAGUAGCUCUCCUGGUGUCCACCCUUCCAUUUAUUGGUUAUGGAACGUAUGGGUUACAACCUUCAGGAACCUGGUGCUUCUUGCAGGAGCCCCCUGGAUUUUGCUUACUGUUUUCUGGAUUAGGUUUGGGAUCCCUGGCUGCUGCUCUGAUAUGCAACAUGAUCGUUGGAGUUACUUUACUGAGAGCUCGGAUUAAGAGAACAUCCGGAGGGGACCGCAGGAGACACCGUCGGGGAGCCCGUUCCCAUGAUUUGGAGAUGAUGGUACAGCUUUUGGCAAUCACUCUGGUGUCAUGUGUGUGCUGGAGCCCUCUGCUGGUCUCCGUGGUGAUGUUACAGACUGGUACCCCUCUCCCUGGUCCCAACUGGCUGCUGUUAACUGUACGCCUAGCCUCCUGCAACCAGAUCCUAGAUCCAUGGGUGUAUAUUCUCCUUCGCCGCUCGGUGCUUCACCGUCUUUGCAGCAUCUUUGUGAGAGUGGCUCGAGUACGAGGGGGAAAACCAAUCCGCUGGGAUCCUGGAGACUUCCAGAGCUCUGACCGCAGUGCAGUCAGCCAUCUAUAGAUUCCUUCCACCAAAACAUCAUACAGGAACAAUUUAUAAACUCUGUGGAGGAGAAAACUGCUUGUUGUACAUAAAGAUCUUACACAGGAAUGCAAAGAUCUUGGAAAAUUAAAAAUUGCACACAUCAUUGGAAUUUUUCCCAUGAAUGGCUGUAGUAACCAGUUCUACAAAUCAAAGAAUGUGUCUUAUUUUGGCCUUGGAUGAUUACAAGGCGAAAUACAAGAACACUGCAGAGAAGACAACCUCUUGCUGUACAUAUGGAUCUUGCACAAGAAUGCAAAAGUCCUUGAGAGAAAAACGAUUGGACACCUCAUUAGAACUUUGAAUGUGCAUGAUAGUAGUCUUGAGAAUGCUAGAAAUCAAGGAAUCAGAUCAUGGGCUUAGACAUACAGUAUAAGACUUGGAUGACUUGAAAAUAAAAUGUUGCUGCUC
Molecule: messenger RNA, 2086 nt
Organism: Rana temporaria (common frog)
Lineage: Eukaryota; Metazoa; Chordata; Amphibia; Anura; Ranidae
Gene: PTGER1
Product: prostaglandin E receptor 1
Exons: 3
Coding region: 602-1654 (350 amino acids)
Biological process (GO): inflammatory response; adenylate cyclase-activating G protein-coupled receptor signaling pathway; positive regulation of cytosolic calcium ion concentration
Cellular component (GO): plasma membrane
Molecular function (GO): prostaglandin E receptor activity
Source: RefSeq, a predicted model, not a curated record